Molecule: messenger RNA, 6468 nt
Organism: Melopsittacus undulatus (budgerigar)
Lineage: Eukaryota; Metazoa; Chordata; Aves; Psittaciformes; Psittaculidae
Gene: NR3C1
Product: nuclear receptor subfamily 3 group C member 1
Exons: 9
Coding region: 7-2397 (796 amino acids)
Biological process (GO): regulation of transcription by RNA polymerase II; nuclear receptor-mediated glucocorticoid signaling pathway
Cellular component (GO): chromatin; nucleus
Molecular function (GO): estrogen response element binding; nuclear receptor activity; nuclear glucocorticoid receptor activity
Source: RefSeq, a predicted model, not a curated record
AGGCACAUGUCUGCUCAUAGUUCGCUUUGCUGUUCUCUUGUUGUCAGAGCAGCCAAACCAGCUAAUGUUAAAGUAAUGGAUUCCAAAGAAUUGCUUAACUCGUCGGAUCAAGGCGAAGCAAGGAAAAAUGCGCUCAUCAGUACCAAAGGAGGGAUCGUGAUGGACUUUCGUCCACCCUUCAGGGGUGGAGCUACUGUACAAGCCCCUGUGUCUACAUCUCCUCUCCCCACAUCUUCUCAGUCAGAUUCCAGCCAGCAACCUGCUUUGGCUGACUUCUCGAAAGGAUUAGCAAACAAUGUGCCUCCGCCAGACCUUUCCAAGGCAGUGUCACUCUCGAUGGGACUGUACAUGGGUGAAACUGACGCGAAAGUGAUGGGAAACGACCUUGGAUUUUCGCAGCAGGGCCAAAUCGGCAUCUCUUCUGGAGAAACGGACUUCAGGCUCCUGGAAGAAAGUAUUGCGAGCUUGAACAAGUCCUCGAGCCUGGCAGAGGACACCAAGGGAGCAAUAUCCUCUGAGGUGCCGCUCGAGCCGGAGUUCCCAGGCAUGGCUGGCCGCAACGUCCCGUUAGAGUCAGGAACUGCAGUCCAAAGCCAGGUUGGCUCGAACGGUGGCAACUUGAAGUUAUUCUCUGAAGACCAAAGCACCCUGGAUAUUCUCCAGGAUUUAGAAUUGCCACCAGUGUCGCCUGGCAAAGAGCCCAAUGGGAGCCCAUGGAGGCUCGACCCGUUGCUCGAUGACGGCGGCCUGCUCUCCCCUAUAUCUGCGGAUGAUGCGUUCCUCCUGGAAGGAAGCCUGGGUGAAGAUUGCAAGCCUCCUAUUUUAUCUGACACUAAACCUAAAAUUAAUGACCGUGGUGACCUUUUACCCAGUUCCAAAAUGCCAAUGCCUCAAGUGAAAACAGAAAAGGAAGACUUCAUUGAACUCUGUACUCCUGGCAUAAAGCAAGAAAACAUGGGCCCAAUUUACUGUCAGGCAAACUUCUCCGGGUCGAAUCUGCUGGGUACUAAAGUCUCUGCCAUAUCCAUCCACGGCGUCAGUACCUCUGGGGGACAGAUGUAUCACUAUGAUUUAAAUACUGCAUCGCUCUCUCAGCAGCAGGAUCAGAAACCAAUUUUUAAUAUCAUUCCAUCUCUUCCUGCCGGUUCAGAAAAUUGGAAUAGGUGCCAGGGAUCGGGAGACGAGACGCUGGCUCCUUUGGGAACGCUCAACCUUUCUGGCAGACCUGCUUUCUCUAAUGGCUAUUCAAGCCCUGGAAUGAGAUCAGAUGUAAGCUCUUCUCCAUCCACAACCUCAGCAACUACGGGACCACCUCCCAAGCUCUGUCUUGUCUGCUCUGACGAGGCCUCGGGGUGUCAUUAUGGGGUUCUAACUUGUGGCAGCUGCAAAGUGUUCUUCAAGAGAGCUGUGGAAGGGCAGCACAACUACCUGUGUGCCGGCAGGAACGACUGCAUCAUCGACAAAAUCCGGAGGAAAAACUGCCCAGCGUGCCGCUACCGGAAGUGUCUCCAGGCGGGAAUGAACCUCGAAGCUCGAAAAACCAAGAAGAAGAUAAAAGGAAUCCAGCAGACGGGUGCCACAGGAUCACGGGAUGCUUCAGAAACACCUGGAAACAAGAGCAUCGUCCCAGCAUCGCUGCCGCAGCUGACCCCAACCCUGGUGUCACUGCUGGAGGUGAUUGAGCCGGAGGUGCUGUACUCGGGCUAUGACAGCACGCUGCCCGACUCCAGCUGGCGCAUCCUCUCCACUCUCAACAUGCUGGGAGGGCGGCAGGUCGUGGCUGCAGUGAAGUGGGCAAAGGCAAUACCAGGUUUCCGAAACUUACAUCUGGAUGACCAAAUGACCCUUCUGCAGUACUCCUGGAUGUUCCUAAUGGCUUUUGCCUUAGGAUGGAGAUCAUACAAACAAUCAAAUGGGAAUCUCCUGUGCUUUGCCCCAGACCUGAUUAUUAACGAGCAGAGAAUGAAUCUACCGUGUAUGUAUGAACAGUGCAAACAUAUGCUCAUGGUUGCCCGAGAGCUGUCACGGCUUCAAGUCUCAUAUGAAGAGUAUCUCUGCAUGAAAACCUUGCUUCUCCUCUCUACAAUUCCUAAGGAAGGCCUGAAGAGUCAGUCUUUAUUUGAAGAAAUCCGUAUGACAUACAUUAAGGAGCUGGGAAAGGCCAUAGUGAAGAGAGAAGGGAACUCGAGCCAGAACUGGCAGCGAUUUUAUCAACUGACUAAACUGCUGGACUCUAUGCAUGAUGUGGUUGAAAAUCUUCUGAGCUUUUGCUUCCAAACAUUUUUGGAUAAAUCCAUGAGUAUUGAGUUCCCAGAAAUGUUGGCAGAAAUCAUCAGCAAUCAGAUACCAAAAUAUUCAAAUGGAAAUAUCAAGAAGCUCUUGUUUCAUCAGAAGUGACUGCCUUAACACAAAAGGGUUGCCUUAAGAAAACGUCAAAUGAUAGCUUUUUUUUUUUGUAAAGAAAAAAAACCCUACAGACCUUGUUGGUUUUGUCCUUGCAGCGGUGUUUCUUUUGUAAUUAUGCACUACAUGUGGUUUACAGAGGGCCAAGAGUUAGGCUGGAGGAGCGGCGGAGCGCUCGCCUUGGUAAAGGAGUGGGGAGAAGGGCAAGGAAAAGGAAUGGUGUUGAUCAGAAAUUCUCUCUCUCCCCUCGUGCAACAUCCCUGGAUGCAUUGGAGCCAGCGGGGCCAGGCUGGAUGCUCCGGACAUUGUGCUGGUGGAGGAGUUGCUGCAGUUGGCUGAGACAAUUUUCUAGGCUUUUUUUUUGUUUUUAUUUUGUUUUAUUUUGGUUUUGGUUUUUUUUUUUUAGUCAAGUGUUUUGGAUUUUCUUUUUUAAGGUAGCGUUUGGUUCCUGCAUGUGUAACCUGAGGAACGUUUACAAGUGUAUAUCGGAAAAGGGAAGUUGUGCCUUUUAUAGCUAUUGCUGUCUGGUUUUAGCCAUUUCCUUUAACUUUCUAUACCGUGAACUCGGCUUGUUCAUUUUUUCUUACCUGAUUUUUUUGUAAUACUUCAAGAUGCCUAUUGUACAGCUGGUUUUAUAAGGUGGGGCAGCUCGUAGCUUUCCUAAAUGACCUCUAGACAUUAAUCCUCGACUAUAUUCACACAACGAAAAUGGGUUUGGCCUUUUCUAACCUAAGAGCUUUCAACUGUCCAAGCGACCAUCAAGAUCUGGCAUUUUUUUAAGGGCCAGGGUGGGUGGGAGAACUCUCAAAUCUAAUUCAAUAGAUGUGAAAGAAACAACAACUUUUGGCUUAGGUGCAAAAGUGUUGGAUAUGCAGAUUCAUAGAAGAUUAGCCCAGUCCUAAACUGGAUGUAAAUGAGCAGGUUAUUUUAUAUAUUGAAGAAAAAAAAAAGCCUGAUUUUUGCAUAUGAUGCAACAGCCAUAACUGAGAGUCACGGGCUGCAUUGAUGCCAAGAAGCUCAGUCCUGACUGCCCAUCAGGAAAUUUUCAGGAAAAUAUGCAUAGCUUAAAGAAAAGUUUACUUCUGUGUGGAGAAACUCACGUUUUCUAUACACUGAGAUCUGUCAUCACACAAGUAUAUCCGGAGAAACACCACUUACGUAGAGGCAGACGUGUAAUUAUGCCCAGUGGUUUGGUUUUGUUCUGUUCUCUUGUGUCGGUUCUAGAGCUCUCUCCGUGGGGCAGGAGGAGGGAAGAGCAGCCAGAGCAGCAGAGCUUCAAGCCCCAUUCCCACAUCUCUAUGGCUGCUGCUGGGCCCAUCCUCUUCCCUGGAGAGCAGGAAAGCUCCGCUACUGAUCUCGUGGUCUUAGAGUCGUACGUCAAACCGUCUGUGUUUGUAAGGCUGCAUCCCUUAACCCCAAUGACUAGCGUGCCAUAAAACUCCCCUGGGUCUUGUGAAUUUCUCCUUGUUGCCAUUGAUACCGACAUUUUAAACCGUUUAGAAGCUGUAGUAGCCUUUUCUACGUGCACCUUAACAAUUUUCUGUAUCUCAAAAUUGAAAUCUUUCCUAAGCCACUCUAAAAUCCGAUUUUUACGCAAAGUGGCCAGAGUAUUUGUGUAAUAGAAUUGAGAAAGAUCAUCUGAUAAAAUACAAAACCUAAUAUAUUUUUAUAUUUAGUUAUAGUUUCAAAUAUGUAUAAUCGGUAUAUUCGCUGAUCCGAGAAAAGAAGGGAAGGGCUACUGCAGCUUUAAAAGCAAUUUAUUAAAUGAUUGUAAAAUAGCUUGUAUAGUGUAUAAUAAGGAUGAUUUUUAGAUGACAGAUUGCUUUAUCAUGAUACAUGUAAUUAUAUUUUUUGUAGGGGUCACAAAUAUGCUGAAUGGUAACCCGUCCCCGCUGGGGUUUGUCUGGAGGUAGUGCUGAAGGCGUCGGGUUUUAGUAUCCAAAGAAGUACUCUUUGUCUCUAAAGGAAAACCUGUGUUCAGUGGGUGUGUUUAGGGUUGAGUUUUUAAUGUUUUAUCUAAUCACUGUGUACAAAUCCCAGCUGGAGCUUGGAUGGAAUACUCCUAUCUGUAUGGUUGGUUACCAUUCGCCAGGCGUUGCUAAAUCCGACCUCCGCUGCAGGCAAUGUAACGGGGAAGAUGCGUGUGAGCACCCACACCUACACCUCUAAGCAGACGGGGGUAGUUUCACAUACAGCCUCACCUACCACAGCAGAAACAGCUCGACAAAUUGGGCAAUAAUACACAUACAGGUACCAGCAAUAUGUAAAUACGGAGCAUAGGUUGUUCACCAUACACUAGCACGUUUCUGUUGUUAGCAGAAGGUAGUUUCCGAGCAAAAUCGGAAACUAAAUUUUCACCCUUUCUUAAAGCUCUUUUUGAAUGCUAUACCUAUUAAGAAGAGCUCCUAUAUUCAGUACUUCGGGGUAAAAUACCAUCUUUAAUAAAAAAGAAAAGUAACCACUCUCUUCUCUUUGAUCUGUAAAGGAUAUAUAUACAUUUUCUAACAGGGAAAGGCAAGGUCAGUAUUGCAGUUACGACUCCUACCCCCAUUUCAUGCAACUAUUCACACAACUGUUUGACAUGCAGAUAGGAGUUCCAUGCUGCUUCUGGGGGCUCUUCAGCUAAAGGAAAACUGGGGUUACUUUGGAGAAUGGUUUUAAAAUUGCAUCCCCAGGAAGCUUGAUUUGAGCUUGCGUGGAAGAGUGGUGGUGCGAGCGGGUGUGCAAUGGGUGUGCAAGCAUCAGCGCAUCCAUAUACACAAAUACAAACCUUCUCUUUUUGCCAGCAGAAAAGUAACUGGAGUGAACGUGAACAAAUGAUCCCCAUCUUGAGAGAACCGGUAAUGUAGGAGAAGAGAAGGCUCUACCCCCUCCUAGUCUGUAUCCCUUUAUAUUCCUUUGUAGUUUAGGGAUUUAAGGAAAAAAAUAAAAAGGAAACUGUGAUGUUAGAAGAAAGCAAUCGUCCUGUACGUGCUGUUAGGUUUUGAACUUCACCAUUAGAAGUCUGUAGUGCUUUAGUAAGCAGUGAGAAGUCCGUGUCCUGUGUAUCCGUAGUCCUUGUAGCAGUGGGUAGUAUCUGCACUCUGGAUAAAGCAGGGAGAAUUCUGACUUCGUCUCUUCAGUGCCUUAUCACAAAGUGCAUCGACCGAGGGGCGGCCGCCGGCAGCCCGGGCGCAGAGCUCGUGCACGAGCAGCGCCAGGAAUGGCCUUAGCGGGAGAAGCGGGAGCUCCAGGAAUGGCCUUAGCGGGAGCAGCGGGAGCGGGGCCAGGGGCUGGGGAUGGAGCUGGGAAAUGACCUCGCCAUUUCACAGACAGGGGUAGAAAACAGGAGGAGGAAAGUGCCUGGAUGAACAUCAGCUCAAUCCUGUUUCCCGUAGUCGAACUUCAGCGAGUGAGGACUGGAGGGUCACACCUUAGCAUGAGGGUUUUGGAGGGUGUCCUUAGAGUAGUUAUGCUCUAUCCUUAGUCCAGUCUGCAACCGGGUGUUGUUGAGCCAUUGAUGCCACAUAGGAACCAAAUUUUCAGGAAAGGACUGGGGCCUCCGAGGCAGCGGGAGGCUCCAGGAUGCUGAUGAAAGGCUGUGUGUAUGGAAAUACCCCACCUCCCAACUAACGUGCAUAACAGCAUAGAGUCAGCGAUGUGUCAUUAUUCUAUUUUGUAUAUUAAACGAGAGAUAUAUACUGGGGACAAAUCCUAUAUCGUACCGGUGUAUGGCAUUAUUAAAAAAGAAUCAUUAUUUUUAUCACAGUAAUUUUAAAACAGCAUAAAGGAAAUUAAACCAGUGACUCCUGUUUAAAAAUGAAAGUUGUAGUUUUUUAUUCAUGCUGAAUAAUUCUGUAGUAACAAGUCUGUAGUUUUCACCUACUCAGUGAACUGUUGGACUGUAAAAGCUUGUGUGGAAUUGUUGAACAUUUAUUUUUUCAUUUGAAUUUGCUGUUCUGGUAAUACAAAGCCACACAUCUGUACAGAAGUUGCAGUAAAUGUGAGCCAUUUACAGCAAUGCCGAAUAAUGGACAGAAACCAUAUAAUAAAAUUCUGCUUUUUUCAUUAAAUGGCUCCAAAAUG